Messenger RNA from Saccoglossus kowalevskii, 583 nucleotides. RefSeq lists its product as uncharacterized. The record is from RefSeq and is a predicted model, not a curated record. Lineage: Eukaryota; Metazoa; Hemichordata; Enteropneusta; Harrimaniidae.
CAGAGAUAUAGACGAAUUAUAACUCAUGCCGAUGAAAUGACUUAACUCUCAAAAUUAUCAGCGGGUUUCAUUUGUGUUUUACUUACUUUAGUUGUCAAUGUCAAGAAAGUUCGAGUCGACAGCGGAACAGCAGCACGGUACGCCAUAUUGUUUUGUUCUGCGCAUGUGUGUGAGAAUCAGCUGUUACUUCCAACCUUUCAACUUCAGACACGCGUUUUUCCAUUUGUUGUCACGGGGUUUUGACGGAGCUCGUUGUCGGGAGUAUUGGACUAUUUUGCAUGAAUUGAACUACCGUGGAUUUAUUAUUAAUAUGCUCCGAACUGUUCUUUCUAGGAAGCUGGUUUUUCUCAAGAGGCUAUUUUCAUCACAGACAGAAGGUGAAAAAAAAAUCUCAGAAAUUUUAAAGCAAAGAUUUCCCACAGCAGAAGCAGUUCAAGUUACUGAUGUUUCUGGUGGUUGUGGUGCUAUGUAUGAAAUACAAAUAGUUUCUGACGUUUUUCAUGGCAAACGAACGGUUAUGCAGCACCGGAUGGUCAAUGAGAAUGUGAAUUCAUGUCUCACAAUACACCAAUUGCACAGAUAG